Molecule: messenger RNA, 879 nt
Organism: Ylistrum balloti
Lineage: Eukaryota; Metazoa; Mollusca; Bivalvia; Pectinida; Pectinidae
Exons: 5
Coding region: 1-879 (292 amino acids)
Cellular component (GO): membrane
Source: RefSeq, a predicted model, not a curated record
AUGCCGGGCACGCCCACUGCUCGUGUGAUGGAGGUGGAGGGUGUUGACACCAGCAAGAUUGAGGAUUUUCCUUUAUCGGGUUUAAAGGUCGUCGGAGCAGUUCAGAUUGGACUAGGGGCAAUUUGUAUUACACUGGGUUUGGUUGAUAUCCUCAUGUAUGUUUUUGAAGACCAGGAAACGCUGUUUGCCACAUCAGCCACGCCCAUUUCGUCGGAACUGCAAGAGGCACGAUCUACGCUUAUGUCAUUGACAAUAUCCUCCGCUCCAAUCUGGUGUGGUCUAUGGUUCUGUGUCGCCGGAGCUAUGGCCGCAUGCAUGUCACAGAGAAACAAAUCGACGCUCAAUUAUUUUAAACUAACCUUCCUGGUACUGAGUAUAAUGAACGCCGCCAUCUUUGGACCUGUGUGUAUGACAAUAACAACUGUUGUCUCAGUCAUGAGACAUUCGAUGGAUGCCGAGACGUACCGAUGGUUGAUCCCAAUUCUAACAGCUUUCUUCUCCUUCAACGAGAUUGCAUUCGCUAUCGUAUCCGCUUCUAUCUGUUGUUGUUGUUCCCCUCUCAGGACCAACCGGGUAAAAGUUCUCUUGGCUACCCAGAGGGAAGAUAGUAAGCUGUUCACCGUAUCCAACAAACUGGCGGAACCGGAACCGGAACCACAAAAGAAACCACAAAACGUGAACAAAAAGCCAGAUCGAUGGCCAAAAAAGGAAAACAAACCGAUCCAGGAAGAACCAGUUGUCAUCGAUGAGGAGCCAUAUUUUCCUACCGAAAGCGUGACUAAUCACAGGGACCGCCCAACCACGAAAGAUUCCGUCACCAGCUAUGUCCGAUUGAAGAGACUGGCACUCCCAUCGUCCGAACAAGUUGCUACAUUCUAA